AUGCAGUCAUUCUUCCUAUCCGCCUCCUUGGCACUGUUUAGUACGCGAGUUCUUGCUCAGUACUAUCUUGUUGACGAUUAUGUAUCCGACGGACAAUUCUUCAAUAGAUUCAACUUCGAUACCAGCGAUCCAACACACGGAUUUGUGCAAUAUCAAACCCGGAAUGAUGCUCAGAGCAGUGGCCUCAUCUCUGCUUCCGGCUCCAAUGUCUUCAUAGGCGUGGAUGACUCAAAUGUUACUCCGAAUGGACGGCCCAGCGUGCGCAUAACUAGCAACAAGACGUACGAUUCCGGACUUUUCAUCCUAGAUCUCCAACAUAUGCCUGGUGGAAUUUGUGGAACAUGGCCUGCGUAUUGGCAUGUUAUUCGUAUCCUCUGGUCCGAUACAAAACGGGUACUGACGAUCGCACAGGACGGUGGGGCCCAAUUGGCCAAGCAAUGGCGAGAUUGACAUAAUCGAGGGUGUUCACCAACAGACCGUCAACGACAUGAGCUUCCACACCAGUGAUAAUUGCACACUCGCCAACACAGGUGCUUUCAGCGGAAACGAGGUCUCCUCGAAUUGCUACAUCAAUGCACCUGGUCAAUCUUCCAACCAAGGCUGCACCACUCAAGGUCGCAACACCAACACCUACGGUUCCGGGUUUAACAACAUCGGAGGUGGAGUCUAUGCCACAGAAUGGGUCAGCGAUGCCAUCUCCAUUUGGUUCUUCCCUCGUGGCCAGAUUCCGCAGGACAUCCAGAACGGCCAGCCUAGUCCUGGAUCCUGGGGCGCACCAUUGACACAGCUUUAUGGACCUCAGGGAUGCGACAUUCCUAGCCAUUUCAACGCGCACAGCAUCGUCUUCGACACGACCUUCUGCGGUGAUUGGGCUGGCGCUGUGUGGGGCAGCACUUCUUGCGCUGCUGCUGCAUCUUCUUGCAACGACUUCGUCGCGAACAACCCGCAAGCCUUCGAUCAAGCGUACUGGUCCAUCAACAGCCUCAAGAUCUACCACAUCAAUGGUCAGGCCAACUUCAAGGCAUUCACUGCACCUACGCCGGAGAAUGGAACGUCGGCUCAGCCGGAUUCUGUGAGCGAGCUUGAUUUCGUGCCCGAGAAUUCCUUGGUGCCGGUCAGCCCCAUGGGCAACUCGUCUGUUCCAGACCAGCAGAGGCUCAUGAGAGAGGCGAGGAGGAAGAGGGCGCAGUCGAUCAAGCUUUGA
Lecanosticta acicola is the source of this 1204-nucleotide messenger RNA. The record is from the annotation of a GenBank genome assembly. Lineage: Eukaryota; Fungi; Ascomycota; Dothideomycetes; Mycosphaerellales; Mycosphaerellaceae.